Molecule: messenger RNA, 1206 nt
Organism: Hordeum vulgare subsp. vulgare (domesticated barley)
Lineage: Eukaryota; Viridiplantae; Streptophyta; Magnoliopsida; Poales; Poaceae
Product: aldo-keto reductase family 4 member C10-like
Exons: 6
Coding region: 4-999 (331 amino acids)
Cellular component (GO): cytosol
Molecular function (GO): aldose reductase (NADPH) activity
Source: RefSeq, a predicted model, not a curated record
GGGAUGGGAGCACUCGGUCGCCUUCUCCCGUCUGCGCGCGCACUUGCAAGUGUAGGCGAGCGACAAGGCAUGGCUCUCCACUUCGUCCUCAACACCGGCGCCAAGAUCCCGUCCGUCGGGCUCGGCACCUGGCAGUCCGAGCCCGGCGUCGUCGGCGACGCCGUCUACGCCGCCGUCAAGGCCGGUUAUCGGCACAUCGACUGUGCUCAAGUCUACGGCAACGAGAAAGAGAUCGGAUUCGCUCUCAAGAAGGUGUUCGACGAGGGCGUAACCACUCGGAAAGAUCUUUUCAUCACCUCCAAACUAUGGUGCACUAACCACGCGCCGGAGGACGUCCCGGUGGCGCUGGACGGCACGCUCCAGGACCUGCAGACCGACUACGUGGAUCUAUACCUCGUGCACUGGCCGAUCCGGAUGAAGAAAGGCGCCGGCUUCAACCCGGAGAACGUCAUCCCGGCAGACAUACCGGCGACGUGGGCGGCGAUGGAGAGCCUCUACGACUCCGGCAAGGCCCGCGCCAUCGGCGUCAGCAACUUCUCGUGCAAGAAGGUGGAGGAGCUGCUCGCCGUCGCGCGCGUGACGCCGGCGGCCAACCAGGUGGAGUGCCACCCCGUCUGGCAGCAGGCCAAGCUCCGGGACCUCUGUGCGUCCAAAGGGAUACACUUCUCCGCCUACUCGCCGCUGGGCUCGCCGGGGACGUUCAAAGCGUUCAGCGUGCUGGAGCACCCGGUGGUGGUGUCGACGGCGGAGAAGCUGGGCAAGACGCCGGCGCAGGUGGCGCUGCGGUGGGGGGUCCAGGCGGGGCACAGCGUGCUCCCCAAGAGCACCAACGAGGAGAGGAUCAGGGCCAACAUCGACGUCUACGACUGGUCCAUUCCCGGCGACCUCUUCGCCGGCUUCUCUGAGAUCGAGCAGGCGAAGCUGAUCCGAGGGAAGUUCUGGACUCACCCGGAAGGCGUGUUCAAAUCCGAAGAGGAGAUCUGGGAUGGUGAAAUAUAGUCUCAACAGCCACUGUUCCUUGCGCGGAGGGCGGCUUGUUUUCGUAUGCCGGAGGAGGCUGCCAACUCAACUGCCAUGGCAACGGAAUAACGCGGUAGUAAACUACUCUGUUGCUAUGGACGUUGUAAAAUACAAAUAGCUUUGUCCUCCUCUGUUGUUUAUGCUUUUAUUCAUUAUAUUAGUCAAAAAUUCAAAGUUAUGGGAAAA